AUGACACAGCCAGACCCAAACUGGAACCCGCCUCGCGGACCCAGAAACGCAUACCCACACCGACGAGGCCACGUCCAAGCAUCAAGUGAUCCAAACCCCGCCCCACAGAUCCUGCAACCUCAAAGUCAGCAUACUGAGUCGAUUCGGAAUGCGCAGCGGAAUAGCGAUCCAUUCCAAUAUGAUAUGCAGACGAUGCCAUACUGGGACGAUGCAAGCGGCGCAAUCCACGAUAUCUCCAAUGCAACACCCCGAAAUCUAGAUCACGCAUACGCGAAGAACUCUGGUGGUGGUGGUGAGACAGGAACUACGCAGGGCCAGCAGCAGCGGCAGCAGGAUCAAGUUGCGGAUCUUCAAACUUAUGGUCAACAUCAGUGGCAUAAUCCAUAUGCCGAGAUUGUUGGCGGUGGACCGUAUGCACAAGAUCAAGCAACUCAUACGACAUCUCCUCUAUCGAAGAAAACAUCUAAGACCGCUAUCAAAGACAACAAGAGCAAUAGGAGAGAUUUCACGCCCUACUUCGACGCCGCAGACCCGCGGAACCACACCGACCUAAGAAGUCCAGAUAAAUACAACUUCCUCGGCACCAAAGACGUGAAUCAAAAGCUGCGCCAGGACACCACCGAUGCCAUCAAACUAGCGACAGAGAAGCGUGGGAAGAUCAAAGCAGAUCAGCCAUUACCAUCACUACCUGAACAUGAGCCAAAGACAACAAUAGUAAAGAGGAAGAGCGCGCCCCUCCCCCCGAUUCUGCCUAGAUUCGCUUUCGAGAACCCAACAAUAAUAUCGGCGAAGCAGGCGAAGUCUAGGACUGCUUCGUUUAGGAAGAGUGCAGAGACCGGACCUCUCUCGGCGAUCAACGAAGCGCCAUCCCCGCUCAACGCAUCAAACAAGCGACGAAGCGUAGACCGCACACCCACACUCGACCGCGUCCUCGCUCUCCGCGCAGAAGAACAAGCGAAAGCGCUCGCGCAACUCGAGGGCGAUGUGCUAGAAGAGCAGGCUGUCGAUGACGGUGAACAGCAUAUCCCCCGCGAGUUGGUCAAGCGGAUAAGUGACUCGGAAAGCCGGUGUAUUCCUAGAGUCACGUCGCGGGAAGAGAAGCGUCAUGCGUCUGAGUUUGUUCCGGGUAUAACAGUGCCGGGACGGAAUGAGCGGGAGGAGGGUUGUAUGAUUGACGAUCCGGACGUUCGAGGGAAGGAGGAGCAGGGGGGGGAUGGUGCGGAUAGCAGUGUGUAUAGCAACGAGAAUAAUGCUCAAGAAGACGAGAUCGAGAGGUUGACGAAAGCGAUAGCGGGGUUGAAGCCGUUCCAGGAUCUACCACCUCCGUCGUCAUCGCCGAAGAAGACAGCGUUCGAGCGGCAAAGCGCUGUGCCGGUAGGGUUGGAUGUGGGGAAGAUUGGAAAGGGGAAAGAGGGGUUGGGUGAUGGAGCCGGAUCUCAACCAAAGCCGGAGGAACUAGGUGGACGGACGCAAGUUGAGGCAGAAGCGGAGCUUUUGAAGGUACUCAAUGCGACGGACGAUGCUACUGGUGGGGGUAGCGCGGGCGUGGGAACGUCGCAGGAGAACUCAUCUGCGGAGUCUUUUGCGACGGUUUCUUCAGAUGACUACGAACAGAUUCGGGCGGAGGAUGAGCUGGCGUCGGAGCAGAAUGGCGUGAAAAGGCGGUGGUAUAAGGGCUUUCGGAAGGUUUGA
Alternaria triticimaculans is the source of this 1692-nucleotide messenger RNA. RefSeq lists its product as uncharacterized. NCBI's taxonomy places the organism in Eukaryota, Fungi, Ascomycota, Dothideomycetes, Pleosporales, Pleosporaceae. The coding region runs from base 1 to 1692 and encodes 563 amino acids. The transcript has a single exon. The record is from RefSeq and is a predicted model, not a curated record.